This is a messenger RNA of Ornithodoros turicata, 867 nucleotides long. It is a transcript of the gene gdl, whose product is annotated as protein DGCR6-like. NCBI's taxonomy places the organism in Eukaryota, Metazoa, Arthropoda, Arachnida, Ixodida, Argasidae. The record is from RefSeq and is a predicted model, not a curated record. The transcript is spliced from 5 exons. Bases 9 to 734 code for a protein of 241 amino acids.
UCCAACUGAUGCCGUUUGUUGUGUGUCUACCUGUUGUAUGUCUUCCUAGCCAUUUUUUCACUGUUUUAUGUGUUCUGGACAAAGUUUACUCCAUCACCAUGGCACAUUACAUGCCACAAAUGAACACCUUUCCCGUGCCAAGUAGUUCAAACCAGAUGGUAACCUACAGCAAUGUAAACGCUGAAGAAUUAGCCAAGAAGGAGCUUCUCCAGCAAAGACACUAUUCGUUGUUCAGUGAGCUCCAGAAAAUGGCAGCUGAUUUACCUCAGAAGUUUCAACAGCGUUUACCGUACGAGCUUCUGUCAACUCUGGCGCGUUCCCUGCUUGAUGACACGGUCUUUGAGAUCGUUCGUGGUUUGAAAGACAUUCAACUCAUGGACGAAAGAGCUCUAUUCCAGACUAGAAAAGCAGUCUGUAACACACGACAAGAAAACAUGCAACUCUUGCUGAAAAAGCAGAAAGAGCAGCGUGAAACCUUGCUGGCGGCGGGUGAGAGCACCAUCAUUGUGGACCUAGCACAUCAGAAAGAACGAGAGGAGCAAGAGAAGCUGUUCCAGGAGGAGCUUAAUCGAGUUGACAUGAAGAUCAUUACCAAGCUCGACCAGUGUGUGAGUGACCAACAAGUUACUCUGGAGAAAGCGGGAGUUCCAGGAUUCUUUGUGACCAAUAGUCCCAUGGAAAUUCAACUUCAGAUGUGUCUGCUGGGGUUCAUCUCUCGGCUAUCACGGCCCUGAUCGCAUGUAAAACUUAAUGAAUUAAUUUAUUCCUCCACAUAAAAUAGUCCUUUUGUGUUACAAUCAUUUUCAUCCAGUGUAAUAUAUUCACCAUCCACUCAAAAUGACUUAAUAAAUGCAAGUGCAACAAACA